UGGUAUAACAAAGGUUUUGGGUAACUAAAACCAAAACCCUGUCGGCGCGUGAAUGACUGAAUUGGACUGGACCGUCGUUCGUUCCGAUUCUUCAUUUCUCGAUUCUUCUUCCACUCAAAUUUCCAGAGCAAAAUCCCAAAUUCGAAAUUUUCAGAAUCCACUUCACAAAACGCUGACGCCUCUGACAUUAUGCGCAAAUUGAGCUUGCUAGGCCUGUGCCGGAGGCGUUUGGUUUCGUCAUUGGCCGGAGAAUCGCCCAUUCAUCAACGGAGGCUUUGCUCGGUGACCGAGGCAUUGUAUCGAACACAAGGUUUGAGCAGCUCUUCUGGUUCCGUAGCUGGUUUCGCUACUUCGUUUGGGAAUCGUUAUUUCCAUGCGUCAGGGUUUUGCUGCGCACCGGAACGAGACUACUACGAAACUCUUGGCGUUUCUCGGAGCGCAAGCAAAGAUGAGAUUAAGAAGGCUUUUCGCACGCUGGCCAAAAAAUACCAUCCUGAUGCAAACAGGGACAAUCCUUCUUAUAAGAGAAAAUUUCAAGAGAUAAGAGAAGCUUAUGAGACAUUGCAAGAUCCUGAAAAGAGGGCAGAAUAUGACAUGAAGCAAUCAAGUGGGUAUACUACUGGUGAUGCAGAAGGUUUUAGAUAUAAUUAUCAAACACAUGGUUCUACUGCUGAUGCAGAGGGGUUUGGACAUGGUUUUAAACCUCAUUUCUCCAGUUCAUUUCAUAAAAUAUUCUCAGAGAUCUUUGAACAUGAAUUCGAUCAAGUUGCACCUGACAUUCAGGUGGAGCUGUCUCUCUCUUUUUCUGAAGCUGCUAGAGGAUGCACAAAGAAUCUGUCUGUCACUGCACAUGUUCCCUGCGAUUCUUGUGAUGGGCGUGGCUAUCCACUAAAGGCCAAGACAAAAGUGUGUCCUAUUUGCAGAGGUAUUGGGAGAGUUACAAUUCCUCCGUUCACAUCAACAUGCAGUACUUGUAAAGGGUCAGGCCAAAUAAUCAAGGAACAUUGUAUGUCAUGUGGAGGAUUAGGGAUAGUUGAAGGUGCAAGAGAGGUUGAAGUUACCAUCCCAGCAGGUGUGGAUUCUGGAGAUACAAUCCGCGUACCAGAGGCUGGGAAUAGUGGGCCACGGGGAAGUCAGCCAGGUUGGUUAUACAUUAAGCUAAAGGUUGCUGAAGAUCCUGUUUUUGUUAGAGAUGGUGCAGAUGUUUAUGUGGACUCUAAUAUCAGCUUUACUCAAGCUAUUCUUGGUGGUAAGGUUGAGGUGCCAACUUUAACCGGGAAGACAGAAGUAAAAAUACCAAAGGGGGUUCAGCCUGGAGAACACAUUGUACUAAGAGGCAAAGGACUACCGAAGCAUGGUUUCCUAGUUCACCAUGGAGACCAAUAUGUUCGCUUUCGAGUCCAGUUUCCGACUAAAAUAAAUGAACGUCAACAUGCAAUAUUAGAAGAAUUUGUGAAGGAGGAGAUAAUUCAUGGAAACAGCAACUCCAACGAUACAGACUGGCUUUAUCAGCAGCUAUCUACUGGUUGAACUUACAGGUUUCAGCGGAUAAUUGAACGUGUUAUGGGUCAGAGAUUUGUGCUUAAUUUCUCGAUAUUCUUAUUGAUCCUUUUUUUGCUGAGCAAAACCACGGGCUGACUGUUGGCGCAAGGCGAUUCGAUCAAGAUACAUAGGCCAAUUGUCAUUGCUGUAGAGAUUUGCUGACUUUUCCAUUCUUUGGAGUUCUGUUUAUCGAAGGUACCAAUUUUAUUCCCACACCCCAAGUUAUUGGCAUAGUUCAUUGUCUGCACAUUGCUUUUCCUUUUAUUUAGUCUACUACUUUCUCAUUUUACAAUGUUCUUCCAAAAAAUGGUUGAAUAGAAGUGGCUACCUUAAGUUUAACAAGUGAUUGUCUUGUAUAAUUAUCUAGAAAUCUUCACACUGAAUCUCAUUUGAUUGUCAUUUUUUUUUUUUUUCACAAGUUACAGAGAAUUUGAUGAGGAACCUAGAUAAUUAGCGAAUCCUCAUUGCCCUUGGAAACUUUGAGAUGUUUUGGUUUUAAAAUUUGAUGGUAUCCUUGGCAUAAAAAAUUGGGUUGUGAAAGCAGUCUCCUCUAUGCCAAUUAAGCUUAGACAUCAGGCUGCGUAGUAUUUACUUUGACUUUCUUGUUACAGUAAAUGCAACCUUGAUUUAUAAUUGUUGUGAGAGUAAUUGCUUUUAGCAGUGUCCAUAUUUCCAUUUAAAACUUCUGAUGAAAGAUGUUCCUAGUAUCACAGUUUUACAGUCGUUGAUGUUGAGCAAAUAAUGUUAGUAUCUGAUAUGGUAGUGAUAUUAUUAUUAGUCUAUGAAACAGUUUGCUGUGAAAUUAUUUCUUGGAAGCAGAGGUAACACCUUUUUAGCAGUGGUGUGCACUUUCUUACCUGUGUUACCAAAGAAUUGAGAAUGUGCUUUAGUCGGAAACAGCACUUCUGUGCUGCAUGAAAUAAAGUCUCCUUGACACAUUAUCAUUGUGGCGGACUUGAAAAUCUGGGUCUCUGGACAUCGUUUGCCACAUUUUAUGUCAUUGUGUUUGAGCUGUUUUGAGCAUUAGUGUCUUUGAAGCUUAACUCUUUUCCCUCGUCAAUUGCAUUUGCACUUUCAUUUGCAUCCCACAUUACUUGAUUUACCCUUGAUUUG
Messenger RNA from Rosa chinensis, 2655 nucleotides. Its product is annotated as chaperone protein dnaJ 1, mitochondrial. Lineage: Eukaryota; Viridiplantae; Streptophyta; Magnoliopsida; Rosales; Rosaceae. Gene Ontology annotation, biological process: protein refolding; response to heat. Gene Ontology annotation, molecular function: ATP binding; heat shock protein binding. Bases 190 to 1530 code for a protein of 446 amino acids. Gene Ontology annotation, cellular component: cytoplasm. The record is from RefSeq and is a predicted model, not a curated record. The transcript is spliced from 18 exons.